Aspergillus pseudoviridinutans is the source of this 252-nucleotide messenger RNA. RefSeq lists its product as uncharacterized. Bases 1 to 252 code for a protein of 83 amino acids. The record is from RefSeq and is a predicted model, not a curated record. Lineage: Eukaryota; Fungi; Ascomycota; Eurotiomycetes; Eurotiales; Aspergillaceae. The transcript has a single exon.
AUGAUCGAGGAGAUCAGGGAGAUCCUGGAUGCGGCCAGCACUGUGCCGACUUUAGGUGUUCUUGACUAUGGAUUUGCUGGUGCUCUACUGGAUCAUGUCAAAGCAUCUCCUGAAGUAGACAUUCUGUCGGUUAUUGGCCGGGCAGAUGAUAAGCUCGGCGUAAGCUCGAUGGCUGCUCUACGAUUGCUCAUGAAGCAUAGAGUCCAGACCGAAGUGGUCGAGCCCAAUCUCGGGCAGACCUUUUUACUCUGA